Molecule: messenger RNA, 453 nt
Organism: Theileria equi strain WA
Lineage: Eukaryota; Apicomplexa; Aconoidasida; Piroplasmida; Theileriidae
Exons: 1
Coding region: 1-453 (150 amino acids)
Source: RefSeq, a predicted model, not a curated record
AUGAUACACCUGGCAAUAGCAAGUUAUUCUGAUAACUUGACAACACUCACACUCCUCAAAGAGUCCAACAGUAAACGGAUAGCAGAUUCAACGAAAAGGUACGGAGAGUUUCCAGAUGACUCAACUCCGAAUAGACAACCCACACUUUCCAUUGACAUUUCAAGGAAGGAUAAUUCAAACUUGAGAUACACAGAGGGAAAGUUUGGAGAAGUAAAAACCACCAUCUUUGCUCCUAGUUAUGGUUGCAACGCCAAUGAACUCAUAGAUGGUGAUAAAAACAUUUGGAAAUCUUUGAAUGGCGAAAAUAGUAAAAGAAUUGUUUUUGUAAGAACCUAUACUGAAGGAGAUGUAACAUUGAUUCAAAUAGUUAAAGUAAGAAAUGAUGGGAGAUUUAGAAUGCAAUACUAUGAAAAGAAUGGAGAUUCGUGUUGGUGUAUACGCAGGAAUAAGUAA